Messenger RNA from Pseudopipra pipra, 1590 nucleotides. Its product is annotated as collagen alpha-2(I) chain-like. Lineage: Eukaryota; Metazoa; Chordata; Aves; Passeriformes; Pipridae. The transcript is spliced from 3 exons. Bases 1 to 1590 code for a protein of 529 amino acids. The record is from RefSeq and is a predicted model, not a curated record.
AUGGGAACCAGGAUCGGUGCCGGGCUCAUCCCAGUCCGGCCUCGCCACCUGUGUCCCCGGCAACGCGGGCGAGAAGAGCCGCUCCGGGCCGGGCGCUGGGGCCGAUCGCGGCGGGGCCGCUCGGGCCGGGGCUCUGCCGGGGCCCGGUCGGGGGAGAACGGCGGCGCUUUCCUCAUGCAGACGCGGAGCCGGGGCUGGGACCGGCCGGGGCGCGGGGACACGCCGGGCCGACCCCGGGACCCCCGAGGGCGGGUGGCGCCCGCACCCCCCGCGGGAUCGGAGCUACCCCCGCUCGCGCACCCCCGAGGCCACCGCACCCCUCCCGGGGAGAACAUCGCCCGCCUCCCCCUUCGCCGCGGCCGCGGGGGGUUCCCGCCCGCAGGGCCCCCCGGGAACGAGGGCUCUAGGGCCCGCCGGGGCUCCGGCCACGGGCCCUCUCCGGCCGCGGGGAGCCGGGGCUCUGCCGGGGCAGGGAAGAACGGGGGCAGCCGUUCCCUCGUUCCUCCCACGCUCCGGGACCCCGAGCAGAGCUGCCUGUCUGUCCCCGUGUCCCUGUAUGGGGAAGGUCCUGCCUGGGAGGGAAACGGCUACAGGGGAGGAAACCAAGAAACGCUCCAACUGGACGGUGCUGCGCGAGUCAAAAGAGGGGCAAGACCGCAGAGAAAUACAGUCAGGAAAUGCGCUUUUAUUAGAUCUCUGCACGAGCCCUUCGCAGCCACGGGCCGGAGGGAGCGCGGCCGGCUGGGCUGUGCCCGGCUGGGGACGGGCACCAAUUCAUCACUGCUCUGCUCAGGGAGGUUUUCCGGCCCCGUCCGGGAUUCACCCAACGGCUGCAAAGGUGCUCGGGCGACGUCCGAGCUCGUUUCCAGGGAUAAAGGAGCCAACCGAGUCCGGAGGAUUCCCUCGCUCCGAGGCAAAGGCGUCGGUCGAGUGUCGCCGCCUGGUCCCGCCUGCGGAGGGGCGUCUCCUCCAGAACCAGCUGGGCAGGGAACGUGGGCCGGGAGGAGGCCGGAGCGACAGACAGACAGACAGAUAGAGAGCGAGCCAGCCCUGCUUGGGCUUCCUAUUGCCAGGGGAUGGAUGAGCUGUGCCCUGGAGCUGUGCCCUACAGCCCACGUGGGGUGGGCACGGGGAAAGGGCUGCCCGCGGCUCCUCAGCCGGAUGUGCAUCCCUUUCCUCGGGGAAAAGAACUCCCCGAGGCCGCUCCCGAGGCUCCGAAGGGACAGCGGCUUCCCGCCCGGAGACACGUCCUCGCCCGUGCUCAGGGGCUGCCUCACCCCGGGCCGGGAGCGCGUCCGGUCCCCGCCUUCUCCUGGGCCAACACAUCCCCUGGAGCCCGGCCCGGGGCGGAGAAUCGGCCCAAUUCCAGCCAACUUGCUCAAGUCCCCCCAGGGACACCAGCGGGGCCGGGGCAGGAGGGUUACAAACAGUAAAGUCUGUGCAAUAUCAAUCUGUCCUUGUCCCGAUCCCGCUCAGCAAACCUGGAACCGUGGCUGCUUCCUGGCAAACCUGGCCUUAAAGCUCUGCAGGGGAAUAGCCGGGCUCCAGGAAGCACUGGGAGGCUGUUCCAGCAGGAAUUGCUGGCUGUAG